This is a messenger RNA of Megachile rotundata (alfalfa leafcutting bee), 845 nucleotides long. RefSeq lists its product as uncharacterized. NCBI's taxonomy places the organism in Eukaryota, Metazoa, Arthropoda, Insecta, Hymenoptera, Megachilidae. The record is from RefSeq and is a predicted model, not a curated record.
CAAAUGGCGUUAGGUUAGGUCAGGCGUAUUUCACAUUUGCAUUAGUAUUUCAAUGAACAAUGAUAUAAGCAAUUCAAGUAUUGAAAUAGGAAUAUCUUGCAAACCAUAAGGGACCUAUUAAUUUUGACAGCUGAUGUUCAUAGAAAGUUGUAAGGUGAAGUGGGAUAAAUGCAGAUGAUUAGCAGAUAUAGCGCACAGUCUCUUAAAAAUAUCACCGUACGAUGCAAGCACGAUGGAUUGCCGCGGUUUGAGACGAUACAUGAACGAUAUUUUACCAUCGACCGAUUGGUCCAGCGACGAUAUGAGGCCGGCUUUGACAAAUAUUUUAAGGAGGCUCGAUAAAACGUUUAGCAAGAUUCAUAAGAAAGCUUCGAUCAGAAGAAACACCGAUUGGACCGCUGCAAAUGACCUUUUGAAAGGAGUUUACGAAACGUUGGCCAGAUGUUCUUAUAUUGCACACUUCCAGAAUUUGAAGACACUGCUAACUACUUGUCAGUACGAUGGGAACGAAGGAAAAUGAAUGUAAGAGUUGGAUUAAAGAGGUUUUUUGUACGUUUGUAGUACUUGGUAGAGAAACGAGUUGGUUCUUCUGAAGAAACGGCGAUAUAAGGAGAGAUAACCUAUAAAUCCUAUAAAAAUUAGUGAAGUUCUAAAUUUCUAUAUUUACAAUUUACAAAUACUCAAAUUGUUAAGUAUUACAUUUUUCAAAAUUGAACAUUUUUAAGCUUACAGAUGUCCAAAUACCCAGAAUUUAAAAUUUCACGUUUUCAAAUUAUCAAAAUAUCAAAUUAUUAAAUUAUCAAAUUAUCAAAUUAUUAAAUAAUCAAGAUAUUAAAUUAUCAAGU